AUGGUACCACUUACGUACGGUCUGUCGACUGCCUCACCUUGCCCAACCAACAACCCUUGCCUCCCGUCGACAACUUUGUACCCGACUUUCCAAGCACGCUGCUCCAUCUCCCGUCCGUCCGCUAUUCUUCGUUCCAUCGCCGUCUUCCGCGAGACAACUUCAUCCCCCCGCUUGUUCAAGAUAGAUAAUUCCAGCUUGCUGCUUGCUGCUUGCCGACGUUGGCCGUCGCCCCCGGUCCGCGGAGUCUUUUUCUGA
This is a messenger RNA of Ustilaginoidea virens, 255 nucleotides long. RefSeq lists its product as uncharacterized. The record is from RefSeq and is a predicted model, not a curated record. NCBI's taxonomy places the organism in Eukaryota, Fungi, Ascomycota, Sordariomycetes, Hypocreales, Clavicipitaceae. Bases 1 to 255 code for a protein of 84 amino acids. The transcript has 2 exons.